Tripterygium wilfordii is the source of this 1807-nucleotide messenger RNA. RefSeq names its product putative pentatricopeptide repeat-containing protein At5g37570. The record is from RefSeq and is a predicted model, not a curated record. NCBI's taxonomy places the organism in Eukaryota, Viridiplantae, Streptophyta, Magnoliopsida, Celastrales, Celastraceae. Bases 1 to 1713 code for a protein of 570 amino acids. Gene Ontology annotation, molecular function: RNA binding; protein binding. The transcript has 2 exons. Gene Ontology annotation, biological process: RNA modification.
AUGGGAACCAGAAACCUCUCAUAUUGGACCCAAAAUUCAUAUCGGUCCUGCGAAAACGUCCUUGCACAUUACAUCUACAUCAGCGAAACCGUUAACCAGCUAAAACAAACACACACUCUCUUGCUCAAAGUCCUCACUAAACCCCAUACCCACAACCUUUUCUUCACUCGGUUUCUCAGGCAACUUCUCCAAGUACCUGGUGACCGCUUUAAUUAUGCACGCAAGGUGUUUGAUCAAAUACCAAACUGCAAAAGCCAGUUCCUUUGGACUUCCCUCAUACGUAUCCAUGUAUCCCAUGCUUUUUUCAGCGAAUCAAUCCUUUUAUAUGCUAAGAUGCACCAGAGGGGUAUAUUUCCAUAUGGGUUCACCUUCUCAUCAGUGCUCAAUGCGUGUGCUCGCAUGCCAGCAAUCUGUGAAGGCAAACAAAUACAUACGAAAACUUUAAAGACAGGUUUUCUGAGUAACAAGAUUGUGCAAACUUCAUUGCUUGAUAUGUAUGCCAAAUGUGGGUUUACUGUGGAUGCGAGGAUUGUGUUUGAUACGAUGGAUGAUAAAGAUGUCAUUACUUGGACAGCAAUGAUUUGUGGUUACUCAAAGACAGGUGUUAUGGAUGAAGCACAGCGCUUGUUUGAUAUCAUGGAAGAGCACAAUGUGGUUUCUUGGACAGCCAUGGUUGCUGGAUAUGCAAAUUGUGGUGACAUGAAAUCUGCGAAGGAGUUGUAUGAGAUGAUGACCGAGAGAAAUUCGAUUACGUACCUCGCUAUGAUAGCAGGUUAUGGGAAGUGUGGUGAAGUGAGCGAAGCUAGAAGAAUUUUCGAUGAGAUGCCGGAGAAAGAUGUUAAGUGUUGGGCUGCAAUGGUUGCUUGUUAUGCGCAUAAUGGAUAUGCAAUGGAAUCUAUUGAGAUGUAUAAGGUGAUGAGGGAAGAAAAUGUGAGGGUUACGGAGGUAGCAAUGGUUGGAGCUAUGACUGCUUGUUCACAACUAGGAGAUGCGGAAAUGGCAAUGACAUUAGCUGAGCAUAUGGAAGGAGGGUCCUGCAAUAGUACGCUAAUUGUGUCCAACGCGCUGAUUCACAUGUAUGCAAAAUGUGGUGAUGUGGAGAAGGCUUGGACUGAAUUUGGUAGAGUGAAAGAGAGGGACAUAGUAUCAUAUAGCACUAUGAUCACAGCCCUUGCUGACCAUGGGAGGUCCCAAGCAGCAUUGGAUCUCUUCUUGAGGAUGCGAAAGGAAGGAAUAAAAUGUAACCAGGUUACUUUCAUUGGUGUCCUUAAUGCAUGCAGUCAUGGAGGUCUUGUCGAAGAAGGAUGCAAGUACUUUGAGCUAAUGACUCGAGUUUAUGGCAUGGAGCCCUUAGCAGCGCAUAUUACUUGCAUGGUUGGCCUCCUUGGAAGAGCCAGACAACUUGAGAAAGCAUACAGACUUAUGUUGGAAAAUGAGGAGUUAUGUGAUGCUGUGACUUGGGGUGCUUUGCUAGGAGCUUGUGAAAUCCAUGGCAAUGCUAAAAUGGGCGAGAUUGCCGCAAGUCAUCUCUUUAAGUUGGAACCGAAGUGUACUGGAAAUUAUGUGCAGUUGGCAAAUAUUUAUGCAUCCAUUAGUAGAUGGAAUGAUGCAGAGAAAGUCAGGAAGAUGAUUAGGGAACAAGAGAGGAUAAAAUCUCCUGGCUGUUGCUGGAUAUCAAGUAGGGAAAUGCAUUAUACAGUUCCUCCUUGUUAAACAUACCCACAAUGCUCGAAAAUUCAUGACAAUGAGCCAGAAACCUCUGACUUUAUGGAAGUAGUAAAUAUCAACCUAGAAAUAUUCUUCCGUG